CACCAAAUAUAGAACUAAUCUAGUUUGUUUAUAUAUUCCACCAUGGCCGACGUUCAGAUACCGACCGAGCAAUGGGCUCAAGUCGUCGAGCAAACGGGCGGCCGUGAGCCCCUCCCAACCUGUUUUCCUGUUUUCCUUUUUUCCUUUUUUUCCUUUUUUUCCUUUUUUUCUUUUUUCUCUUUCUCUUCUCCUUUCUGCUUUGAUUUCCAUUGAAAUCCAGCAUCUAACACGCCUACUCCCGCACAGCCCUCGUUUACAAGAAAAUCCCCGUCCAGAAGCCAGGUCCGGAUGAAGUCCUCGUCAAUGUCAAAUAUUCUGGCGUCUGCCACACUGACCUCCACGCCAUGAUGGGCGACUGGCCCCUCCCGACGAAGAAACCCCUGGUUGGCGGCCACGAAGGCGCAGGCGUCGUAGUGGCCUGCGGCUCCCUCGUCAAAAACAUCAAAGUAGGCGACUAUGCCGGCAUCAAGUGGCUGAACGGCAGCUGCCUCAACUGCCCGUACUGCGAGAACGCCGACGAGCCGCUGUGCCAGGGCGCCCUGCUGUCGGGCUACACCGUCGACGGCACGUUCCAGCAGUACGCCAUCGCCAAGGCGGCCCACGUGGCCCACAUCCCGGGAAACUGCGACCUCGAGGCCGUCGCGCCGAUCCUCUGCGCCGGCAUCACCGUCUACAAGGGCCUGAAGGAGUCGGGCGCGCGCCCGGGCCAGAUGGUCGCCAUCGUCGGCGCCGGCGGCGGUCUCGGCUCGUGCGCCGUGCAGUACGCCAAGGCCAUGGGCUUGCACGUCAUCGCCAUCGACGGCGGCGAGGAGAAGGGCGCGCUGUGCAAGAAGCUCGGCGCCGCCGUCUACGUCGACUUCCUCACGUCCAAGGACGUCGUCGCCGAUGUCAAGAACAACACCCCGGACGGGCUCGGCCCGCACGCCGUCCUCCUCCUCGCUGUCCAGGAGAAGCCGUUCCAGCAGGCUUCCCAGUACGUCCGCAGCCGCGGGUCGGUCGUCUGCAUUGGGCUCCCCGCGGGGGCGUACCUGAAGGCCCCGGUCUUUGAUACGGUCGUCCGCAUGAUCAGUAUCAAGGGCAGCUAUGUCGGGAACCGAGUCGACACGUCUGAGGCUCUCGACUUUUACGCCCGCGGCCUUGUCAAGGUCCCGUACAAGUCGAUUGGUCUCAGUAAGCUUCAGGAUGUGUAUACGCUCAUGCGCGAGAACAAGAUUGCGGGUCGCUACGUCGUCGACACUAGUAAAUAAACGCGAAGGCGAGGAAAUGGCAUCUGUGGGAUGGUCUGUGAAGCAAGUCGGGUCAAAUCCGGGAAAGGGUAAGAUGUCACUGAAGUGGGACACUGCGGAUUACAGAUAUCUUCUGUCUCGGUAUGGAAUUGCGGCUUGAAAAGUCAAUGAAAGAGAGGUAGGUAUGUCGUAAUAACUGUUCCCAACAAAAAAAAAAAAAAAAAAAAAAA
This is a messenger RNA of Sodiomyces alkalinus F11, 1456 nucleotides long. Its product is annotated as alcohol dehydrogenase. Gene Ontology annotation, molecular function: zinc ion binding; oxidoreductase activity. The annotation marks the transcript as partial. The record is from RefSeq and is a predicted model, not a curated record. NCBI's taxonomy places the organism in Eukaryota, Fungi, Ascomycota, Sordariomycetes, Glomerellales, Plectosphaerellaceae. The transcript is spliced from 2 exons.